Molecule: messenger RNA, 477 nt
Organism: Rotaria sordida
Lineage: Eukaryota; Metazoa; Rotifera; Eurotatoria; Philodinida; Philodinidae
Source: the annotation of a GenBank genome assembly
AUGAAUUCCAAUCGCUUCAACUAUAAUUCCAAUGGGAAUAUGCCAAUGUACAAUAGAAUUGGACCAUAUGGCCAAAAUCUCAAUGAAUGGCGAAAUAGUCCUAAUACAAACCAGAAGUUGGUGUGGGAGCCUUAUGCGCUUGCAGCUCCACGAAGAGUUCUCACAAUCGACGAGCAGAAACAAACUCAAAACAGAAAAAUCGAUGAAGACUGGUUCCAUGCUUACGCGACAUAUUCACCAUAUAGAACAUCAAAUCAAGAAUACGGUUUCCAACAAUCUCCCAUUCAUUUCACUCCGAAUGUCUAUCACAAGCAGCCGAAUGCUUACACUCAAGUACCAAGCGAUUCGCGUCAAAACUCUAUGAAUGCAAAUACAGGUGGUCUGGGUUCUCCACAAUCGCCUAUGUUCGAUCUCCUGACUAGACAUGGUCUACCACCACUUGCAUAUAGAACACCGAGAUCAUCCCAAAACACGUAA